CCGCUCGUCCUCAGGGGGACCAGGAGCCCUGUCUGCUUUUACUUUGAAGGGCUUAAACGGAAGUGGUGUGUCACUGUGGCUUCCGGAGGAGACUGAGAGCAUCACAGACCCGCAGCAGCUGGACCGACACAUCUGGACCGGAACCAACCUGCAGACAGACAGGUGGACCGGAAGAGACAGACAGGUGGAUCCGCAGACCGGCACGGACCGGCACGGACAGACAGACAGACAGACAGACAGACAGCUGUCUCUCGCUCAGCAUCCUCCUGUCUCUCUCUCCUCAGGUCGGGUCGGUGUUCCGGUCCGGUCCGGACAGCAUGGCGGAGGAGACCCGGGUCAUCUACCACCUGGAGGACCAGGAGACCCCGUACCUGAUCCGGAUCAACGUGCCCGCGCAGCGCGUCACCCUGGCGGACUUCAAACAGGUUCUGAACAAACCGAACCUCAAAUUCUUCUUCAAGUCUGUGGACGACGACUUCGGCGUGGUCAAAGAGGAGAUCAGUGACGAUGACGCCAGGCUGCCCUUUGUCAACGGACGAGUCGUCUGCUGGCUCGUGUCAGCAGAAACCUGUCAGUCAGAUUUCAGGGGGUCAGACCUUCAGUCUAUAGCCACGCCCACCAGCGUGGCUCCGCCCCCCAUAGAGAGGACAGGUGGGAUCGGAGACUCCAGACCUCCGUCCUUCCAUGCGGCUGCUGUGAUUGGUCAAGACGAGCUGAUGGGGUCAGAGGUCAAUCGAGUUGGCCGUCUGAAUGGCCACGCCCAUCAAACAGCUGAGCAGAACGGGGCAGAGCCAACAGGUGGAGGUGACAGCUCGUCAACCCAACAGAGCAGCCAAUUAGAGACGACCAGUUUCUGCUCAUCUGAGGAAGACUCAGGAGGAAGGUUCAGCCAAUCAACAGGACAGAGCAGUUCCUCGCCGCGACUUGUCAGGCGACAACGCCGCCGCCACCGAAAACCCAAAACACAACGGAUGGAGAGGUCUGUCUCUUUCAGCAGUGUCACUGACUCCACCAUGUCUCUGAAUGUCAUCACAGUAACUCUGAACAUGGAGAGGUAUAACUUCCUGGGUAUCAGUAUCGUGGGUCAGAGUAACGACAGAGGAGAUGGAGGCAUUUAUAUCGGCUCCAUCAUGAAGGGCGGAGCGGUGGCAGCCGACGGACGCAUCGAGCCCGGAGACAUGUUACUACAGGUGAACGACAUUAACUUUGAGAACAUGAGUAAUGAUGACGCUGUCAGAGUCCUGAGAGAGAUCGUCCAUAAACCGGGUCCGGUGACGUUAACGGUGGCAAAGUGUUGGGAUCCGAAUCCACGAGACUGCUUCACUUUGCCGAGGAGCGAGCCGGUCCGUCCAAUCGACCCGGCUGCCUGGGUGUCACACACUGCCGCCAUGACAGGAAGUCUCCCCCCACACUACAGCGUGCACGAAGAAAACCCGCUCACUAUCCACAGUGACAUGACCGCCAUUGUCAAGGCCAUGCUGAACCCGGAGUCCGGACUGGAGGUCCGGGACCGGAUGUGGCUGAAGAUCACUAUCCCCAACGCAUUCAUCGGUUCUGACGUGGUGUGCUGGCUCCACCGUAACGUGGAAGGUUUCACCGACCGCCGCGAAGCUCGCAAGUACGCUGGGAACCUGCUGAAGGCCGGCUACAUCCGCCACACCGUCAGCAAGGUGACCUUCUCCGAACAGUGCUACUAUGUGUUCGGAGACCUGUGUGGAGAUCUGGGUCUGAUGUCUCUGCUGGACCCUGAAGACGCUCCAGGUCCUGGAGGACCAGACGGAGACCUCCAGGCUCCAGGUUCAGGACUUCAGUGGCCUCCAGCCUUCCCCUACCAGUACCCGGUCUCUCACCUGUACAGCUCCCCUCACCCCCCGGCCUCUGGAGGAGGAGAAGGAGGGGGGGGUCAGCACAGCGAUGGUGAACGAGGAAGUCGUAGCAGUGGCUCAAACUGCAGCGAUGGUCUGAAGGACGAAGCCGGAGGUCGAGAGAGUGAAUCAGAGCCCACCAGACAGGAAGUGAGCGUCUCGCCCGACAAACAGCUGACGGCAUCGGACUCCCCCGGCGACGGCCCGACCUCAUUCUCUGGUCUCCAUGGUAACAAAGACUCAGAGGACGUGGCGCCGGCUCCGUCGCCGUCUGGAGCUCAGCGUCGAUCCUUCUGCCUCGCCGUGGGAAACCCCAGUGACUUCUUUGUGGACGUCAUGUGACAACGACGACGAUGUCACUGUCAGUUAUCAAAGUUCAGUUUAAAUGUUUGAACUCAAUUCAGGAGAAUCUAAUUUAUUUAUUUAUUUAAUUAUUUAUUUUUUAUUAUUUAUGUAUUUAUUUAAUUAAUUAAAUCUCUUGAUGUAAUUUAUGUAUUUAUUUAUUGAUCAUCCACUGUGGACGGCCUGAGCGGGCCGUCAGAACCUCUCAGCCGGGUCAGCACCGCGGGUGAUGCUGACCAGUCCAGGUUUCUGAUUGGUCGUGACGUUGUGGCUGUUUGUGUGGACCAAUCAGAAAGAACUAGAUCACCCGAUCUGUCUCCACACAACCUGUCUGAGCCGCUCUGCUGAUCCUACGGAGCCCCUAAAGGGACAUGGUGAAAGAAAAAAAAAUGGAAGUGUUUCUGGUGCGCACGAG
This is a messenger RNA of Larimichthys crocea (large yellow croaker), 2622 nucleotides long. RefSeq names its product dishevelled segment polarity protein 3b (gene dvl3b). Gene Ontology annotation, cellular component: cytosol. Gene Ontology annotation, molecular function: frizzled binding. The coding region runs from base 318 to 2207 and encodes 629 amino acids. Gene Ontology annotation, biological process: canonical Wnt signaling pathway; intracellular signal transduction. NCBI's taxonomy places the organism in Eukaryota, Metazoa, Chordata, Actinopteri, Sciaenidae. The record is from RefSeq and is a predicted model, not a curated record. The transcript is spliced from 15 exons.